Molecule: messenger RNA, 1233 nt
Organism: Cyphomyrmex costatus
Lineage: Eukaryota; Metazoa; Arthropoda; Insecta; Hymenoptera; Formicidae
Product: aquaporin AQPAn.G
Exons: 4
Coding region: 266-1018 (250 amino acids)
Biological process (GO): transmembrane transport
Cellular component (GO): plasma membrane
Molecular function (GO): channel activity
Source: RefSeq, a predicted model, not a curated record
UCCACCGCUCUUUGUGUUCUUCCAACAACCCCGGGGUGUUCUCCAAAUUUCCCUUUCCACGUUGUGCGAUUCAAACACGCUGCCAUCGUCGAGAGUCCGCAAAAAACACGAAGAGGAGGUUUCCGAGGAGAUUUGCACUUGUAGGAUUUUAUUGAAAGAGGAACUCAUCUUUGCCGUGGAGGAUCAAUUUUCCCGGGCGAUUGCGGGGAGUUCAAAGUAGUGAACCGGGAGUGGUUUUGAAGAACGAUUUCUUAUCGGAGUGAUCAUGAGCAAAUCGUGGAAAGGCAUGAAGGAAUUCGUUGGCCUGGAGGAGAUUACCAAGCUCGACUUCCUCGUGAUGUUGUUCGCCGAGAUCCUGGGCACGUUUCUGCUGGUCCUCCUAGGUUGCGCUUCCUGCAUCUCGUGGGAUAUGACGCCGCCGAGUGUUUUGCACAUCGCAUUCACUUUCGGUUUGGCGGUGGCAAGUUUAGCACAGGUUCUAGGUCCGAUUUCCGGCUGUCAUGUAAACCCGGCUGUGUCGUUGGGUCUUUUGGUCAGUGGAAAUUGCAGUUUUCUCAAAACCAUCUGUUAUGCGGUCUGUCAGUGUUGCGGUGCUAUAGCAGGAGCUGUUGUUCUUAAACUGCUUUUACCUAAACCGCAAGUCGCCCUUGGCCUCGGCGCCACCACGUUGCACUCUGAAGUAACUGACGCUCAGGGUGUAGCAGUGGAAAUAAUCAUUACGUUUCUGCUGGUGCUGGUUGUGCACGCUGUUACGGAUCCCAAGAGGACCGACGUGAAAGGUUGGGCCCCACUCGCGAUUGGCUUGACAAUUUCGGUAGCUCAUAUGGCGGCGGUGCGCAUCACCGGCAGCAGUAUGAAUCCUGCUAGGAGUUUGGGUCCAGCCGUGGUGGACGAUAAGUAUAAACAUUUGUGGGUCUACUGGGUGGGCCCACUCAUCGGUGGCGCUGUGGCCGGUGGCGUGUACAGGAUGGGCCUGAAAGCCAGCAGAGAGGACGACGAGGGUUCGUAUGACUUUUAAAAGCGACCUCUGAAUCUUACGGAUACGCGAGAUGGGCUCCAACAAUAAUAUCCUGUGAAGACCGGAGGUUCGCCGAGUGUAAAUAAACAAAAUUGUGAGAAUAAUAACGUGAAGGCCGUGAAACCGGCGAAACGAUUACGUGAUUUUUGUUCGUUGCAUUUAACAAGAUUAUGUUUGCGAAGAAAUACGAUUUAUAGAAUUUCUUUUUAUUUCUA